Exophiala bonariae is the source of this 903-nucleotide messenger RNA. RefSeq lists its product as uncharacterized. The coding region runs from base 1 to 903 and encodes 300 amino acids. The record is from RefSeq and is a predicted model, not a curated record. The transcript has a single exon. NCBI's taxonomy places the organism in Eukaryota, Fungi, Ascomycota, Eurotiomycetes, Chaetothyriales, Herpotrichiellaceae.
AUGACAGACGCCACAAUCCCGCGCGUGAAGCCGUCUGUGGGCGCAGUAAAGAUUCAUGAGUUGAUGCUCGAGUAUGGCGGAGUCAUCAUUGAAGGAUUUCUCUCCCCUGCCGAGGUUACAGAGCUCAAUAGCGACAUCGACGCUCCAUUCGAGGCAAUCCAGCAAGGUUCUCUCAGCGACGUGCAAGCAUUGAAGGAAUUCCACGGGAACCAAACGAAACGAUUGACCAAUCUGGUCACCUACAGCAAGUUGUUCCGACAUAAUAUAUUGAACAAAGGACUCCUCCACAGCAUUCUCGAAAUUGUCUACGCCCAAGACAACUGCUCUUACUGGAUGUCAGCGGCUCAGGCCAUCGAGAUCCACCCGGGGAACAAGGCACAGAGACUGCAUCGCGAUCAGAGUCAGUUUCGAGUCUUCAACUUACUCGGCCCUGAGGCCCCUGAGGCUGUGGUCAAUUUCCUCAUCGCACUCACCCCAUUCACCGAAAUCAAUGGCGCAACGCGGGUCAUUCCAAAGUCGAACAAGUGGACAGACUUCACUGACAUGGGAUGCCCCGAGAACACCAUUCCUGCGGAGAUGAACCGUGGUGACGCCUUGCUGAUCACCGGCAAAACAGUGCAUGGUGGAGGUGCCAAUAGAACCAAUGACGAAAAGCGCAGAGGCCUCGCGUUCACUUUUAGUCUCAGCUACCUCACCCCAGAAGAGGCUUACCCGUUCCAGAUCAGUCGCGAUGUCGCGAACACCAUGACUAAGAAGGCUCAGCGGCUCAUCGGGUACCGAUCGCAGUAUCCAGCCUCCUCGGGUGGCCUGUGGCAAUGUGAUUAUGCAGAGUUGGCAGAUUUCCUUCAUUUGGACUCCGUGGACGAGCCGUCCCAGGUCCCCAAGACCAACGGGUACCACUAG